CGCACGGUUACACUGCACAGCAUUCAACACUUUGGAAGUGAAAUAGAAAGUUUUUAGUUUGUAAAUAAACGCGGAAUACCCGAUCACUUUCUCCUAAUAUACGUUACGUUUUGUACUAUUUAUUCACUAUGUUUUCGGUAACUUGUGUGGCUCCUGUAAAUAUUGCUCUGAUCAAGUAUUGGGGAAAGCGCCAUGAAGAUUUAAUUCUGCCCGUCAAUGACUCCCUAAGCAUGACGCUAAGCACAAAUGAGCUCUGCGCAAAGACAACAAUAACUGCCUCAAAGAGUUUCGAACACAAUCGAAUGUGGCUGAAUGGCGAGGAAGUCUCCAUCGAAGAAAGCUCACGUCUCACGCGGUGUUUAAAGGAAGUUCGCCGCCUGGCCCUGGCCACUGGCUCGCAGAAGGUGUCACCAUCAUGGAAAGUACACAUUGCCUCGGUCAACAAUUUCCCCACUGCCGCUGGACUAGCAUCUAGCGCUGCUGGUUAUGCCUGCCUGGUGUAUUCCCUAGCCCGUCUCUAUGAAAUUCCAUUUAGCGAUGAGCUAACCACUGUGGCUCGGCAGGGCAGUGGGUCAGCAUGCCGCAGUUUGUUCGGCGGAUUUGUUCAAUGGCAUCGUGGUGUCCUGGACAAUGGCACCGACUCUGUGGCCAAACAAAUCGUAUCGUCUCAGCAUUGGCCCAACAUGCACGUUCUCAUUUUGGUGGUGAAUGACCAGCGCAAGAAAACCGCAUCUACCAGGGGAAUGCAGAAUGCUGUGAAUACGUCGACGCUCCUUCAUCAUCGCGCCGAUAAAGUGGUUCCCGAGAGGAUAAAUCAACUGAGGGAGGCCAUUCAAAAUCGUGACUUUCAGACUUUUGGAGAGAUAACAAUGAGGGACUCAAAUCAGUUUCAUGCAAUUGCCAUGGACACCUAUCCGCCGUGCGUGUACAUGAACGACGUGUCCCACGAGAUUGUAUCGUUUGUGCAUUCCUACAACAAUGCAAUGGGAUCCCUACAUGCGGCGUACACCUUCGAUGCCGGGCCGAAUGCCUGUUUGUACGUUUUGGCGGAACACGUCCCCCAGCUGGUUGACGCCAUUCAGAAGGUAUUUCCCAGUGACCUAAUGGACAGUGCCGAAUACCUACGGGGCCUACCCAUUUCCCCCGAACAUCUGGAGACUUCUCAAAGCAAUAAAAUUGAGUCGCUGGGCAUUGAGCCCAAGAAGAAUUCCAUCAAGUAUAUAAUUCAUACGGAGAUUGGUCAAGGACCAAGUCAAUUGGGAGAAGAAAGUAGUCUACUGAUAAACGGGCUUCCACAGAACCAAAAAUAAUACUGCUUGACUGUUUUUUUUUAUAUAAAAUUUUGUACGAAUUCUACGCUAUUGUGAAAUUUUGCAAAAAUUUGCUGGCAAAAAUCGGGUUUAUGGUAACGAUAACGAUUUUUGUUUUUGAAUGUUGUUAUCUGGAUAAAUUAUAAAAAGUUGUUAAAUAAAUCUUUUGGGGAAUCCAUAUUUUUAACAUUUGUAUUAUUUAAUUAAACAACAUAUAUCGAAGUGCCGAUUGAUGACGCAAAAAAGCUCAAACGAUGUAAUGAUCAUCACAUGAAACGAAAUCGAAAACACUUCGACCAGCUGAAUUCGUAUACAUACAUCAUGCUAUGCAUUUCGUCAGAUGUAGAUGUACAUAGAGUUCAUUCAUACGCCUGUCCACCUCGAAGAUGUAUGAUUUUAGCUUGUGGCAUUUAUUUGAUAAACAUUCAAUGUGUCCCUGAUAUAUAGACCUUUUUGUGUGCAUGUAUGCGCCGACACAAUUAUUUAAAUGCUUGGUAAUCGGUCUUUUUUCAUACAACUACAUACAGAGUGAAACUUUAUUUAACAACAAUAAAAAUAUUUGUGUAUGGAUGUAUGUAUAUUUAUAUAUAUUAUAUAUUUCUUGGUUUUCACUUUUUUUUAAUGUUGUUGGUAGCUUUAAGAGAAGAAAUAAUCUUGAAUUUUGCGUAUAUUUAUGUAGUGCUGCUUCACCGGGGAGCAACAAUAUUAUUUUUGUUAUAUAACUGUGUGUGAUGCCAGCACUGCCAGCCGGUUCUGC
Drosophila kikkawai is the source of this 2067-nucleotide messenger RNA. RefSeq names its product mevalonate diphosphate decarboxylase (gene Mvd). Gene Ontology annotation, biological process: isoprenoid biosynthetic process; isopentenyl diphosphate biosynthetic process, mevalonate pathway. The record is from RefSeq and is a predicted model, not a curated record. Lineage: Eukaryota; Metazoa; Arthropoda; Insecta; Diptera; Drosophilidae. Gene Ontology annotation, molecular function: ATP binding; diphosphomevalonate decarboxylase activity. Gene Ontology annotation, cellular component: cytosol.